Messenger RNA from Venustampulla echinocandica, 2562 nucleotides. RefSeq lists its product as uncharacterized. NCBI's taxonomy places the organism in Eukaryota, Fungi, Ascomycota, Leotiomycetes, Helotiales, Pleuroascaceae. The transcript is spliced from 12 exons. The record is from RefSeq and is a predicted model, not a curated record. Bases 1 to 2562 code for a protein of 853 amino acids.
AUGCGGACCAAUGAGCCUAGUGCUGCGUCAAAUUCUCUCCGUGUCUCGUUGCCUGUUAGACCUGCAGAGCCAGGUUCCUCCCCGACUGUGGAUGGAAGCCGCGUUGAGUGCAUCCGGAAUGCCGUCUCUACGGGGAAGACUAUCAGUGGCUUGUUGGCAAAUACAUUAAGGCAAAGCACUUUGGCGAACGACGAGGAGUCCAAUAUUCAUCAACUCGUGGCCCGUGCAGAGGAGCUUCAUAACUAUCAAUCCCCAGUUGAGUUCACCAUAGGCUUAGUCGGUGAUUCCGGGGUUGGUAAAAGCAGCCUGAUUAAUUCAUUGCUUGAUGAGGAAAAAAUUGCAAAAACGGCUGGCGCUGGGAGUGCUUGCACAACAGUUGUGACAGAGUACCGGAAGAAGCGUGAAACUGAUGCUGCUGCUUAUACUGCCGAGAUCGAAUGCAUGAACGAUGGAGAGAUCGAGGACUUAUUACGGCAAUGUGUCGUGGAUUACAGGCGAUACCACCUUCUAGAGCCAGGCAGCGUUGACGGCCCAGUGGAGGAACAACUUCGACGAAAAGCUCAAGUGGCGUGGAAUAUUUUAGAGACGGCGUUUGGGGAUCGCCCGCCGUUCCAAAUACGAUUUCAGAGUCGAGACGUCGACAUCGAUGACAUACAUCGAGUAGUCCUUGGAUGGAAGAACGAAAUUGUAUGGCCAGCCAACUUUAAUACCCAAAGGAUUGUCAUUACGACUGCGAACGGUGAUGACUGCGUACUUCAAAUCAAUCGAUAUUCAGGCGGACGUAUAUGGCCAUUUAUUAAAGUCGUGCGUAUUUACCUUGGUGCUCCGGUUUUGAGGAACGGCGUUGUGCUUGUGGACUUGCCUGGUUUCCGCGAUGUUAAUUCUGCACGAGUACGGAUAACAGAAACAAGAUUGCACCAAUGUGACGAAAUAUUCAUAGUAGCUGACAUUGGCCGUGCCGCUACGAACGUAGGAGUAGAGGAUCUCAUCGUUCGACAGGUAGGCAGGAACUUUGACGGUCUUAGACGGUCUCAGGGAGUUGCUAUCAUUUGUACUAAAUCUGAGGAUUUUGGACAAGAAGCCGAGAUCCUUAGAGAUGUCUCACACACCGACGAGUUCAAUCCAAGGACCGUCCAGAAUCUUAAGAACCAGAUAGAGGAAUCCGAGGAAGAUGGUAGACUAGAAAUGAACCUUCGAGCCAAGUACUUUUUAUCCGUGGAGUAUAAAUUGGAGCAUGGCCUAACCGAAAGCAGACGAAACCACCUAUUCAUAUCAGCACGAAAUCGUCACGUAAAACUUCGCCUCGAAAGGCACUACGAAGCUCAUGCCAUCACUCGAAGAAUUGAAGUAUUCUGCGUCUCUAAUACUCUUUAUCGCGAGGCUUGUGACCUAAGAGCUCGGGUUGAACAGGCCAUGCAGACUCGCCGACGCUCCUUAAACAUCAUAGAUAGGAGCUUGGCUGCGGAACAACAACUGGCAAGUUCAGGAAUCUGCGAACUACGAGAUUUCUGCGAGGGGAUUCCUCGUAGCUCUCAAAUUGCUGAGACGAGACAUUUCCUCGACACGAAACUCGUAGCGCUGCUCGAGCAGACUGAGAUGUGGCUCACUGCUAGCGUUGCUGGAGUGGCUGCUAAUCGACAAGAUGCGCCAGGAUUUGUGGGCGAGCUCCAAGCAGAGCUUCAAGCUAAUUUCAAUGAAUCCCUGGACACGACCAAUGGAGAGCUAAGCGAUGUCAAACUGGAAAUGCUCCAACGACCUCUUACCCGAGGCAGGAGCAGAUGGGAGCGGGAGGCGCUCUCAGCUGUGAGAAGGCUGGAGAGAUGGGAUGUUCGGAGCUUGAUGGCAUACUGGAACAACGAUGGGGCUCAUGAUACCCGUGCACAGCCGGAUACUGACUGGAACGCGGAUAUUAUCAGGGCGAUGGUAGGUGACUUUCAACCAUCUGAAGACUUGUUCAAUUCUAGGAGCCAAGUGCUAUUCGAUAGUUUGAAUAAUUCAUUCCGCGAAGGGCUGUCAGGACUGCUGGCAAGUUUAGGUGACCUUCGUGAAGUGGAAGCUUUUAGGCAAACUUUCCCCCGACGACGCCGAAAUCUUUACUAUGAUGUCAAUAAUGUAACCACUUCGUUCUCCGAGGAACUACAGAUCAUCUUCCAUGACCUUUUCAAAACCCAUGGCACAUCCUACGUGAUGCGUCAUAUGCUACCUAUGUACAGCGAGGUUCAGUCCGGAAGCGGUACAAAAAACAGGAUACUCACCCGUCUUGACUUGCAAGUCAGGGGUGAUCGCAAUAACGCUGGAGUAUUCAAGGCUAUCAGGGAUCUCUUCAUUUCAGAAAUCAACUCUCUACUCGAGGAAACGAAUGAGCAGCUCCAACGAGCAAUAGAGAAAUGUGGUGAGGAUAUUAUGAGUGAUCUUGAACUGUUAAGGGGUGAGGAUACUCCGGGAGUGGAGCAAGACGGUGUCCUUGAGACGAUGUUUACCGUAUUAGGAGAAGCCAGGACGAACAGAGAUGAAGCUGUUAGAGUGUUCGAGGCUGGGAUUGUUGAGCCCGUUGUUGUUUGA